AUGUUAGUUCUAUUAAUUGCUUUUAUAUUUGUGCGCAGAGGCGAAUCGGGGGAUGGAGUCCAGCUAAAUAAAUGCCUUGAUCCUAAUAUUGCCGGCGUAGCUCGUCCAUUGCCACUUCCAUCAGCUUGCAAGGACAAAGAUCCAACUAUUUGCAGUGCCAUUUUUGCCGUUCGAUCGGGCGCUUUAGCAGAUAAUGCAGUUGCAACAAAUAAUUUUUUGGUGAAUCCCAACUGCCAAAACGCGACUGUUCUUACAGCUGCUGAAGCUUUGUGUCCCUCUUCAUGCGCAGUUUGUUGUUUAACACCUGAAUUUAGUUGCCAAAAUUCCGCUGCUAAUUGCAAUGCAUUUAUGUUGUCACCAGAUUUAUGUACAAAUCCAAACACUGCAGCAGCAGCAUUAGCAGGAUGUCCUCGAGCCUGUGGUCUGUGCAAUAGGCCUGGCGCCAAUGGCCAAUGCCCAGAUACUGGUGUCGUGAAUUGUGGACAGCUGUUGGCCACUGGCUUAAAUUGUAGUAAUGCAUUCAUGACGCAGAAUUGCAUGGGAACUUGCAGAAUAACAACUUGUUUAUCGACGACAGCGGCUGCAUCUGCUUGUUCGGACAGCCGAGCCGACUGUGCAAGACUGGCAUCGUAUUGCAAUAUUCCACCGUAUUCAACAGUAAUGGUUGACCAGUGCAAAAGAACGUGCAACUUAUGUAGAUAA
This is a messenger RNA of Dracunculus medinensis (Guinea worm), 702 nucleotides long. The record is from the annotation of a GenBank genome assembly. Lineage: Eukaryota; Metazoa; Nematoda; Chromadorea; Rhabditida; Dracunculidae.